This is a messenger RNA of Guillardia theta CCMP2712, 3534 nucleotides long. RefSeq lists its product as hypothetical. Gene Ontology annotation, biological process: intraciliary retrograde transport; protein localization to cilium; non-motile cilium assembly. The coding region runs from base 1 to 3534 and encodes 1177 amino acids. The transcript has 10 exons. The record is from RefSeq and is a predicted model, not a curated record. Gene Ontology annotation, molecular function: protein binding. Gene Ontology annotation, cellular component: intraciliary transport particle A; non-motile cilium. NCBI's taxonomy places the organism in Eukaryota, Cryptophyceae, Pyrenomonadales, Geminigeraceae.
AUGUUUGUAUAUUUGAACAAGAAGAUCGCUAUUCCCAACGGAGUCUUCCUCCACUGCUGUGAAUGGAACGCUAUCGAAGGCUGGGUAGCAUGUGGAGGAGACGGAGGACUGCUGAAGAUCCUGCAGUUCGAGAACAAAGCGCAGGGGAGGGAGAAGGGAGUAGCAGGAACCAGCAACUUGAUUAUGAAUCAGACACUGACAGGGCACAAGAGCGCAGUGCUGUGUGCAGCAUGGAACGACGAGUGCAAGAAACUGACCACUUCGGAUGAGAAGGGUCUCAUCAUCGUCUGGACUCUGCACAAGGGUUCUUGGUACGAGGAGAUGGUGAACGACCGGCAAAAGUCGGUCGUGCGGGACAUCAAGUGGUGUGUGGACGGGACGAAGAUCUGCAUCUGCUAUGCGGACGGUGCAGUGAUAGUGGGAUACGAGGAUGGGAACAGACUGUGGGGCAAGGACCUCCAGAAAGAGCUGAUCUUCUGUGAAUGGUCGCCGGACGCCCGCCUCCUGGUGUUCGUUACCCCCCAGGGUGAAGUGCACGUGUACGACGCCAACGGCAACUACAUCGCGCCCGUCACCUUGUUCGCAGGAGACGCCACGGCUCGAGUGUCAGGGAUACACUGGUACGAUGAGGUGGAGGGGAAGGUCGAUCCCAGCGCUCCCUCGCUCGCCAUCGCCUUUGACAACGGGAGGGUGCAACUCAUGACCUCGGAGACUGACGAGAAGCCGAUCCUGAUUGACACGGGCCUGCAGCCGACCAUCGAUGACCCCAAGGGCCCGCCGAGGCUCCAGGUCAAGUGGAACUACCAGGGAUCCAUCCUAGCCAUCGCCGGAGCGGCAGCGAACAGCGGCGGCGAUCAGAAUGUCAGUCAAGUUCAGUUCUACGACCCCUUUGGACGCCACCUCCGCACGCUCAAGAUGCCGGGCCCGGGCAUCACCGGGCUGGGCUGGGAAGGAAGCGGAAGCCUGCGCCUUGCCAUCUCUGUAGAGUCGUUCAUCUACUUCGCCAACAUCCGCCCGGACUACCUGUGGGGCUACUUCUCCAGUACCCUCGUAUACGCCUUCACCAUCGCCGACAGGGUGGAGCACUGUGUUGUGUUCUUUGACACGCAGACCGGGAACCGGACGGUGAAGUUCGUCAAGACUCUGAUUCGUAUACAAGCCUUCGGGGACUUCUGUGUGCUUGCCACAAGGACGGACGAAGUCGGAGUGUACAUCCUCAUCCUCUGCAACUCCAUUGGAGCACCAGUGGACACCAAGUACAUCAACAUCGAGCCACACUACAUCCACAUGACGGAGACGCAUGUCGUCUGCGCGGACGACAACACCAUCUGUGUAUGGCAGUACAGCUCUAGGGUAUCGAAGCUGACCUCCAUCGACUCUUCCAAAGACGGAGUGGCACUGAAGAAGAAGGACGGGAAAGAGAUUGUCUGGCAUGUGGAUGAAAGCCCCAACACAAGCACUGGAGGGUUCGACAAGCUGGGCAGGAAGCCGAACACGGAGGAUCCUAUCUCGUGUAUCUGUGCAAAUAGAAGCAUGCUACUGGUCGGACGUGAGAGCGGGACUGUACAGAGGUACUCCUUGCCUCACAUACAACUCGAGCAAAAGUACAUCCUCCGGUGCUGCCCGCAGAUGCUUGCGGUCAAUUGUGACAGCACCAAGAUGAGUAUCAUUGACAUCAACGGCGUGCUCUCUUUCUUUGACUUCGAGGCUGGAAGAGGAAAGGGCAUCAGCGAGGACUUGCACGCACCAGGAGAGCACCUCGCCACUGAGAGAAGAGAUGCCUGGGACAUGCUGUGGGCUGAGGACAACCCCGACCUCAUCACAACCAUGGAGAAGUCGCGCAUGUACAUCCUCCGUGGCAUGCAGCCAGAAGAAGCCGUCCUGUCCUCGGGCUACUUGUGCAGGUUCAGCAACCUGACCAUCACCGCGAUCCUGCUCGACGAGAUCAUGAUCCAGUCCCCGAAGCUGCCGGACACCUCCUUCCUCGAGCACGUCAUCGAGUUCGAGACCAAGUCACUUCGAGACUCCCGUGACAUCCUCACAAAGGUUGGCAUCACGGACGGCAGCCAGUACAUCGACGACAACGCCCACCCUCGCCUCUGGUCCCUCCUCGCCGAGUUUGCGCUCGAGCGGCUGGAUCUGCAGACAGCUGAGAAGGCGUUUGUGAAGCUGGGAGACUACCAGGGUAUCCAGCUCGUCAAGCGGCUCUCCCACCUCAGCGACAAGGCAAAGCAGCGGGCGGAGGUCUCGGUCUACUUCAAGAGGUUCGACGAGGCAGAGAAGCUGUACAAGGACAUGGACAGGCUCGACCUGGCGAUCGACAUGCGCGCGACGCUCGGGGACUGGCACAAGGUUAUGACCCUGGCGGGUCAAGGCGGAGGGAGCGAUGUCUUGCUAAAGACCGCCUACGUCAACGUGGGCGACUACUACUUCGACCGGCAGAUGUGGAACAAGGCGUACGGCUACUUCGAGAUGGCGGACGCGAUAGAGAAACAGAUCGAAUGCCUGUACAACAUGGAGGACUACAACUCCAUGGCGAAGCUCGCUACUGACCCUGAAAAGCAGCUCCCUGAAGGCUCCUCCACCCUCCUCGUCAUCGGCGAGCGGCUGGCGAGCGUCGGACUGGCAGACGAAGCCGUCACGGCCUUUCUGCGUGCCAACGAUGUCAAGGCAGCCAUCGACUGCUGCGUCCUGCUCAACAAGUGGGACCAGGCCAUCCUGCUAGCAGAGGAGCACGACUUCCCGCAGAUCGAGGGGCUGCUGACCAAGUACGCGACCCACCUGCUGGGGACGGGCAAGAGGAUGGAAGCGAUCGAGCUCUACCGCAAGGCGAACCGGCACCCGGAGGCGGCGAAGCUCCUUGCAGAGAUCGCGCAGGAGGUGGUGAAGAGCAAGGCGAACCCGCACCGAGCUCGUCAGCUGUACAUCCUUGCGGCCCUCGAGGUUGAGAAGUUCCGCGAGAAGACACUCAGGGUGCAGCAGCCGGGAGGGACGACGAUGGUGGGUGGGACCAUGGCAGGCAAGACGACUAUGGGCAGGGCGACCAUGGGCGGCGUGAGGAACACGCAAGCUACGCUGGCUACGCUGGACGGGCUCAUGCAGGGAGAUGCGAUCUCAGCUGAGAACAAGAUCCUUGACCAAGCAUGGAGGGGGGUGGAGGCUCUCGAGCUGUACCUAGAGGCGCACGAGCAUCUCUACUCAGGGCGAGUGAACAUAGCGAUGAGGUAUGCGCAGAGCCUGGCCAAGUACGACGAUAUCCUCGAUGCGGAGGACAUCUUCUCGCUGAUCGCUCUGACCUCGUUCCACAACAACAUGUACGCUGUCUGCUCUAACGCGUUCAUGAGGCUGGAGCAGCUGGAAAGCCUGCCCAAGGAGAGGAGGGAGCACUUCCAGGAGCUCGCGUUCAAGAUCUUCACCCGGUACACGCCCAAGGACAUCAGCGUGAGCAAGACCGCAGAGCAGGAGAGCGUGACUUCUGAAACUCUCAAGGCGAUCCGAAAGAAGUACAUACAGCUCUGCCAGGUAGGCCAGUGA